Messenger RNA from Letharia lupina, 4650 nucleotides. RefSeq lists its product as uncharacterized. Lineage: Eukaryota; Fungi; Ascomycota; Lecanoromycetes; Lecanorales; Parmeliaceae. The coding region runs from base 1 to 4650 and encodes 1549 amino acids. The record is from RefSeq and is a predicted model, not a curated record. Gene Ontology annotation, cellular component: nucleus; chromatin. The transcript is spliced from 9 exons. Gene Ontology annotation, molecular function: ATP-dependent chromatin remodeler activity; ATP hydrolysis activity; ATP binding. Gene Ontology annotation, biological process: nucleosome organization; regulation of transcription by RNA polymerase II.
AUGGCUUCAAGCACCGUGAUGUACCAGCAGACAUCCUCUACUACUACGGAUCUUCCCUACUCCAAUGGACACCUCUCCCCUCCUUCUACCAAGCCUGCAACCAAUCGGGCUUUGACCCCCGAGAGCGAGAGCGACCUCUCCGAGGCCCUUGAUAUUCCCAACGCCCCAACUACAUUCCUGAAUAGCGAGCAAAACGACAAUAGAGAGAAUGGCCAAAUGAGGGGCUCAGACGAUGGAUCCUCACAAGACGAGGACGCUGUCGGCUCUGACGAUCCUGACUACGAUAUGGCAACACCGCCUACCGGCAAUGCCGGAUCUUAUGGUGGUGAUCGUUCAUCAUCACAAGAUUCGCCUCGACAACGGAAACGCAAAGCUGGUCCGGAGCAUGAGGACUAUAUGUUGAACGAUCCCGAGCUUUACGGCCUGCGACGAAGCGGCCGGCCUCGUCCAUCACGGCAGAUCGUCGAUGACGACUCUGAGGACGAUGACUCUGAGUCAGACAUCAGAAGUGGCCCGCCACGGAAACGACGAAAACAACUCUCCUCCGCUCGAGCAUCCAAGCAGAACACUCCUUCCGCACAAUCACCAUCUGAUAGUGAGUCUGACAUUGAUGCUUAUGGUGGAUCUCGUCGAGCUGCAGCCAAGAAGAACCAUCGUCGAUCAGUCCAACCCACUCGUGACAUAACCCCUGCUCACGGAGAAGUACGCUUCUCGACACGAAAAGCUGCCAAAGUAUCCAAUUACAACGAAGAUGACGACGACAUGUUUGAUGAUGAAGCGGACAUGGUCCCUCAGGAAUACUGGACGGCUGGGCCGGAGGAGGACGUUCCUGCAAUCGAUGCGGUGCUCAACCAUCGCCUACGUGAGGAUACUAGUAAAGAAGUCACCGACCCUGGAAGAGAUGAUUUUGAGUACUAUAUCAAAUGGCAAGGCAAAGCUCACUACCAUUCCACCUGGGAGACCAAUGCUGCUUUGGCCUCUUGUCGCGGUAUACGACGACUUGAGAAUUACUUCCGCAAAGUGGUCCAGGAGGAUAUCCACAUGGAGCAUGAAAAGGACAUCCCACUCGAAGAGCGAGAGAAGUGGAAUCUCGAUCGUGAACGUGAUGCCGAUGCCCUCAAGGAUUACACGAAAGUUGAGCGUGUUAUUGGCAAGAACGACAACGGGGAUUUACAGUAUCUUGUGAAGUGGAAGGGACUCUACUACGAUUCUUGCACCUGGGAGAACGGUAGCUUGGUGAGCAAUAUCGCGCAGAACGAGAUCGACCGUUAUCUCGAUCGAACCUCUUCAUUACCGCAAUCAAAUAAGUCAGAGUCGAAUCCAACUACGAGGCGGACGUUUCAACGCAUAUUGGAGCAACCAGCCUACAUAAAGAACGGCUCACUCCGGGAGUUCCAGAUGCAUGGCCUCAAUUUCUUGGCUUUCAAUUGGUGCAGAGGAAACAAUGUGAUCCUCGCAGACGAAAUGGGCCUAGGAAAAACCGUGCAAACGGUGGCGUUCAUGAAUUGGCUGCGGCAUGACAGACAGCAGCAAGGGCCUUUCAUAGUGGUUGUACCACUUUCAACAAUGCCCUCAUGGGCCGAAACGUUUGACAAUUGGACCCCCGACGUCAACUAUGUGGUCUAUAACGGCAACGAAGCUGCCCGUAAAACCAUUCGGGAGCACGAGCUUCUAGUCAGUGAGAACCCUCGGAAGGCGAAAUUCCACGUUCUCCUCACCACCUAUGAAUACAUCCUCGCGGAUGCAGCGUUUUUGUCCCAAAUCAAGUGGCAAUUUAUGGCUGUUGAUGAAGCACAUCGACUUAAGAAUCGCGAGUCUCAGCUGUACGCCAGACUGCUCGAUUUUAAGGCACCCAGUCGUCUUCUGAUUACUGGUACGCCCAUGCAGAACACCCUCGGAGAACUUUCUGCUCUUAUGGAUUUCCUCAUGCCUGGAGUCAUCCGCAUCGACGAGAACAUGGACCUCUCAUCGAAGGAGGCCAGCGAGAAGAUCAGUCAGAUGACUGCUGCGAUCCAACCCUACAUGCUGCGCCGUACCAAGAACAAAGUGGAGAAUGAUAUCCCGCAAAAGACCGAGAAGAUCAUCCGAGUCGAGCUGUCAGAUGUUCAAUUGGACUAUUACAAAAACAUUCUCACUCGAAAUUACACUGCACUCAAUGAGGGUGCGAAGGGUCAGAAGCAGUCUUUACUCAACAUCAUGAUGGAGUUGAAGAAAGCCAGCAACCAUCCAUUCAUGUUUCCCAGUGCCGAAGAACGAAUCUUAGGCGGAAGCCCACGACGCGAAGAUAUACUAAAGGGUAUAAUCACCAGUAGCGGCAAGAUGAUGCUACUCGAUCAGCUGCUUGCCAAAUUGAGGAAGGACAAUCACCGUGUCCUCAUAUUCAGUCAGAUGGUCAAAAUGCUUGAUAUCUUAGGAGACUAUUUACAUCUCCGGAAUUACCAAUUUCAGCGUCUUGACGGUACGAUAGCUGCCGGACCUCGUCGAAUGGCCAUCGACCAUUUCAAUGCUCCAGACAGCAACGAUUUCUGCUUUUUGCUUUCAACGAGAGCAGGAGGUCUAGGGAUCAAUUUGAUGACUGCUGACACAGUGAUCUUGUUCGACUCCGAUUGGAAUCCUCAAGCCGAUCUUCAAGCGAUGGCUCGUGCUCACCGUAUCGGGCAGACAAAGCCGGUCAGCAUAUAUAGGCUCGUCUCAAAGGAGACGGUCGAAGAAGAAGUCCUCGAGCGAGCACGCAACAAGCUCAUGCUCGAGUUUAUUACGAUACAACGUGGCGUUACGGACAAGGACGCAAAAGAGCUGACUGACAGGAUGGCACGUGUAGGCAAAGCUAUAGCAGAGCCCAAUUCUUCCGAAGACAUUUCCCGCAUACUUAAGCGCCGUGGAGAGAAGAUGUUUCAACAGUCUGGCAACCAGAAAAAACUCGAAGAGCUCGACAUUGAAUCCGUGUUAGAGAACGCCGAAGAACAUCAGACCGAACAGCCUGAGGGUAUUGCGGCAGACGGCGGCGAAGAGUUUCUCAAGAGCUUCGAGUAUCUGGAUGUCAAGAUUGACCUUGAGUGGGAUCAGAUCAUACCCAAAGACCAGCUUGAUGAGAUCAAGGCAGAAGAGAAGAAGGCAGCAGAUGAUCGCUAUCUUGCCGAUGUUAUUGAGCAAAACGCGCCACGAAAGAGAAAGCAAGCUGAUGAGGAGCGAGAAGAGCGUGCUGCGAAGAAGCGUGCCAGAGAUCUUGCGGCAAUAGAGGCAGGUGCUGAUGAUUCCGAUCAACGACCUGGUCAAGACCCGAAGCGACCACUAAGCGAGAAAGAAGUACGCAACUUGAUCCGUGGCUAUUUACGAUUCGGCUCUAUCGAUGACCGAGGAGACGAGCUAGUCCAAGAGGCUCGACUGACCUCCAGAGACCGCGGUCUUUUGAAGGCGUCUCUGCAGGAGAUUAUUGAUGUGGCGUCCAAGCUUAUGAAAGAAGAGCAGGACCGCAUCGACGCUUUAGAACGUCAGCAUGGCAAGACCUUAACCAAGAAGGACAAAAAAGCCGUGCUGUUCGAUUUCAAAGGUGUGAAGCGUAUCAAUGCGGAGACGAUCGUGGAACGUCCUGGCGAGAUGCGCAUGCUGAAGGAGGUCACUGAGAAAGCCCAGGAUCCCAAGAACUUUCGAAUUCCAGAGGCAUCUAAGGGAGCAACCUACACCUGCGACUGGGGCUCUAAAGAAGACGGAAUGCUUUGUGUUGGGAUUGUUCGCCAUGGCUAUGGUGCAUGGGUUCAGAUCCGUGACGACGCUGACUUGGCUCUGGGAGAUAAAUUCUUUCUGGAGGAGCAUCGUGUCGAGAAGAAAGAGGAACGUAGCAAGGGCGAAGAGAAGAGUGUCAAGUCGCCUGGCGCAGUGCAUCUUGUACGCCGUGCCGACUACCUGCUUUCGGUGCUCAAAGAGAAGACGAGCGGUGGUACCAAUCUCGCUGCAAAACGCGCGGUCGAAAAUCAUCACCGAAACAACAAGAAAAACGGCAUGUACGCUAGAAUCGCAGACAAUCGGACAAGUGUAUCAGCUUCACCUGCUCCAUCGUCUGUUCGAAGAGGCCACCGCGAGUCAGAGAAGCAUCGCAACCGCAACAGCACCGAGCGGCGCAUUUCUAACGGAGAGCAGAACGGUCAUACCCCCAGAAGCGACAUUCGACCUAGGCCAAGCGGUGACCGGAAACAUGAAGAGCGUCGCCACCACUCACCGCAUAACCACCGUCAAAGCAAUGAGAAUGCCAUUGCACCGAAAGUCAAUAGGCUUUUGUGGAAACUCUUCGGUCCCGUUAAGCCAAGCUUAUUAGCGGUGCAAGGUGCUACAAAGGAAGGUGUGCGAGACAAGCACGCCCGGGCGAGAAUUUUGAGGGAGGAGUUGGUCAAGAUUGGGAACCACGUGGCCGAUCUGGUCUCGGAUCCAGAAACGAAUGAGGACGACGAAGCUUCGUUCUGGGACUUUGUGGCGGACUACUGGCCCAAUGCGGGAACUCCAGGAAGCAACAUUAGAAACAUGUACGAUCGCAUCGCAAAUUCGGCGUCUGCAGUCGCAGCACCGGCUCAGCAAGAGCCUACCAUAAAGGUAGAGCCACCGCAUAUGAACGGGCAAAUUAAUGGCGUUGCUGUGAAGCAAGAACAGAAAGGAUAG